AUGCCCCAAGCCAGGCUCUGCGGCUGCUGGGGCGGCCGGGUGCUGCCCCUGCUGCUGGCCCAUGUCUGCUACCUGCUGCUUGGGGCCACGGUCUUCCAGCUGCUGGAGAAACAGGCGGAGGCUCAGUCCAGAGACCAGGUUCAGUUUGAGAAGCUGCGCUUCCUGGAGAACUACACCUGCCUGGACCAGCGGGCCCUGGAGCAGUUUGUGCAGGUCAUCAUGGAAGCCUGGGUGAAGGGUGUGAACCCCAAAGGCAACUCCACCAACCCCAGCAACUGGGACUUCGGCAGCAGUUUCUUCUUUGCAGGCACGGUUGUCACCACCAUAGGAUACGGUAACCUGGCGCCCAGCACAGAGGCAGGCCAGGUCUUCUGUGUCUUCUACGCCCUGGUGGGCAUCCCGCUCAACGUGGUCUUCCUCAAUCACCUGGGCGCAGGGCUGCAUGGCCACCUGGCUACCCUGGAGAGGUGGGAAGAGCAGCCCAGGCGCUCCCAGCUGCUGCAGAUCCUGGGCCUGGCUCUGUUCCUGACCCUGGGGACGCUGGUCAUUCUCAUCUUCCCGCCCAUGGUCUUCAGCCAUGUGGAGGGCUGGAGCUUUGGGGAAGGCUUCUACUUCGCCUUCAUCACUCUCAGCACCAUCGGCUUCGGGGACUAUGUUGUUGGCACAGACCCCAGCAAGCAUUACAUCUCGGUGUACAGAAGCCUGGCUGCCAUCUGGAUCCUCCUGGGCCUGGCGUGGCUGGCGCUGAUCCUCCCCCUAGGCCCUCUGCUUCUGCACAGGUGCUCCCAGCUCUGGCUGCUCAGACUGAGGCAAGGCUGUGAAGAAGAAGCGGCUCCAGAUGGGACACACAGGGAAGGAUCUACAGCAACAAGAGUGACCCAGGUUACACCACAGGACUUCCUGGUAUGA
Callorhinus ursinus (northern fur seal) is the source of this 909-nucleotide messenger RNA. It is a transcript of the gene KCNK16, whose product is annotated as potassium two pore domain channel subfamily K member 16. The record is from RefSeq and is a predicted model, not a curated record. Gene Ontology annotation, cellular component: plasma membrane. Lineage: Eukaryota; Metazoa; Chordata; Mammalia; Carnivora; Otariidae. Gene Ontology annotation, molecular function: outward rectifier potassium channel activity; potassium ion leak channel activity. Gene Ontology annotation, biological process: stabilization of membrane potential; potassium ion transmembrane transport.